UGGUCAACGUGUUAGUUGUGGGCGGUGGCAUUCAUCUUCAGCUAUUUGUAUUACCUGCCGGUCACCGGUAGUAGUUGUGUAAUGAAUAGUUGUGAUCUUUGUACAAGGUAGGACACUAUCACCUCCAGUUAGCCUAUCUUAUAAUUAUACAUCAGACAACAUACUGUGGUAAAAAAAAUGGAUCCGCUUGGAAUACUAACAGGACCAUACACACUGAAGUCUGUCAAGCCUUGUGAUCUAUCAUCAUGCACAAAAAAGGAUAUAUUGGAGUAUUUUGAAAACAGUUACAGCCUCAAUGAAAGCAUAUUCACAUCCCUCAAAGAGGAACGUGUGUUAAAUGUAUGUCCUGAUAGACUCCGUCUCCCCCUUGUUUUUUACUUGGCACACACCGCAACAGUUUACGUGAACAAACUGAUGCUGGCUGGUCUCAUCAAGGAGAGAGUGGACAUGGAAUUUGAGACUUUAUUUGAAACUGGAGUAGAUGAGAUGUCUUGGGAUGACACGGAGAACUACAGGAUGGGUGGAAGUUUUAAGUGGCCAUCGUUAAAGGCUGUUGCGUCUUACAGGUUAAAAGUUCGCAAUCUUAUCCGCAAAGUCAUCGAGGAAACUCCAUUAGAGCUUCCUAUCACUAUGGAUAGUCCAUGGUGGGCAGUGUUGAUGGGCAUUGAUCAUGAGAGAAUUCACAUAGAGACAUCGUCUGUCCUUAUACGUCAGCUACCGAUAGAAAUGAUUUGUGUCCCACAAGAUUGGAAAAACGCUCCAAGAAAACAUAAAAAUGGAGCUGGAAAAAAUGCCUUUAUUUGCACCAAAGCAACUGAUGUUACAUAUGGUAAGCCUGUGGAUUUCCCUUCUUACGGCUGGUAUAACGAGUACCCUCAAACAACUGCUAAGGUACCGGCAUUCAAAGCCACCAAGUAUCUUAUUACCAAUCAAGAGUUUUUGGAGUUUGUUGAAGACGGUGGCUACGAAAAGAAGGAAUUGUGGUCCAAUGAAGGUUGGACAUGGAGGUGUUUUCGAGAUGCUAAACAUCCAACGUUUUGGGUGUGCUCAUGUGGUUGCAAGUCUGGCUGUGGCAGCAUCCUUUCUGGAUACUCCCACUGCAAGCCUGCAGACAUUUCAAAUGGUCAAGAAAAUGGAAAUAUGAAUGGUCAAGUAAAUGGACACACAAAUGGAGUGAAUGUUAAUGGAAAUGGCCACAUCCUAAACAACAAUGGAUAUGGAUAUCGGACGAUGACCGAGGUGAUUGACUUGCCUGGCGAUUGGCCGGUAGAUGUUAAUUACCAUGAGGCUAAAGCCUAUUGUGCUUGGAAAGGGCCUGAAUACCGCCUACCCAGUGAAGCGGAACACAAAGUGAUGCAAGGAAACCAGGUUGAUCCCGAUGUUGGUGUCUCGUGUGAUCCUUUAUUUUGUGAUGGAUUCAAAGAGAAAUUCAACUCCAAUAUGGUUUUCAACUCUUCCAGUCCUGUGAAUAUGUUCCCAGCAAAUGAGGCUGGUUUUCAUGAUAUGUAUGGCAAUGUGUGGGAGUGGUCGGAAGAUCAUUUUAACGGAUUUCCCAACAGUGAUACGCAUCCAUUAUAUGAUGACUUCGCCACACCAACCUAUGAUGGAUUUCAUAAUGUCAUAAUGGGAGGCUCGUGGGCUUCAACAGGACAGCAAGCAUCCAGAUUUGGCCGCUUUGCCUUCCGGCGUCACUUCUUCCAACAUUUGGGAUUCCGACUGGCUUGCAAUAUUGAUCCCUCCGAUAUUCCACCAAUCCACCUGAUUGACUCUGAAGUACACAUUCUGUCCUUUGGUCACAAAGAAAACCCAUCUUUGUUGCCUGUUGUCCAUAAGAGUAUGUUCUUCCCAAGUACAAAUAAAGAGUAUUUGAAUGACAACCCCGAUGAAAUGCUCUAUAAACAAUACGGCAUCAGUGUCAACAAUUACUACGAUAAUCUGGCUGAGUUCAUCGAUGGGGCGGUGAAAAAUUACAUCGAUCAAUUCCAAUCCACACUUGUCCUUGGAUGUGCAACUGGAAGGCUGGCAUUCCAUCUGGCUCAAACAUUUUCCAAGGUGAUUGGUGUUGAUUACAGUAGUCGGUUUCUUGAGGCAGCGAUUGCGUUACAAAACACAGGCACAUUAGAUUAUCCAGAAUACAGACCAAAGGGCGUUAGCAGCACUAAGAAGUUACGAAUUAAUGAUUCCUGGAGCAAAAGGAAGGCGAUUGUUCCUCAUAAAAUUGACAGAAGCAGAGUUGUAUUUAAGCAGUUAACAUGGAUUCCAAAUGAGCUGAUGGAUUUCAAUCUCGUCGUUCUUGAUUUCUUAGACCGAGUCAUGAACAUAGAAGCUUGGCUCCUGAGGCUUUGGGAGAUAAUUGUACCGUGUGGACUGAUUAUUAUUACAUCACCAACUGAGUGGAAUGAAGAAAGACUCUACAAAGUUAUCGGAAAGAAGCUGCAAUGUGUUGAUUCAACAAUUAUGAUGGCAGACUGUGAUGGCAAAGAUCCUGUAGCUAAGAAUGUAACCAUUUGGCAGCGAAAGUAAAUUUUUGUUAUUGGCGUCUGAACAUAAAUGUGUUAUAGUUUAUAAACUAUAUAUGUUUACUAUGUAUACUAUGUUUGUAUUAUAAUUUGUUUGUGGCACUCAGUAUAAAAGGAUUAACAUGUGUGUUUCACAGCAUAAAAGUGCACCUCUCUUUAAGAAAGGUAUAAAACGUAUAGAAUUAACCUGUUUUUUGGUGAAUAUUUUUUGCAAAUGAAUGUACUGUAUCAUGUAAUAUUUUUUAAUUUAUUUCCGAGCUUUAGCCUAAAUAGCCUUUAAACUAUUUCCACUAUUUGGAAAAAUCAAUUGUCAAAUAUACAACCUUUUGUAACUGAAGAACCGAAAUUAUUUUCGUUAAAAAAUGUAAAAAAUAUAACUCUAAGUAAUUGAAUUUCAACUUUUUUUUGGUUAAGUUGAUAACAUAUAAUAAAUAAUGCACGAAAAUACACAAAUUUGAGUGUUUAAUAUAAUAGUCUUAAUACAUAUUUUUAGAAAAUUAAGAUAAAUUAUUAUAUUAUAUUACAUAACUAAUAGAUAAUUAUCACAAAAUUUAUUUAGUAAAACAAAAAUCAAUUUAAAUAAUACAGUCCAAUGCAGUGGCGCUAUAUCUUGCGCUCCCUGUGGAAAAUGUCCGAAGCAAAUGUCCAAAAGUUGAUGAGAUAUAAUAGAUAAUGCACGAAAAUACACAAAUGUGUGUGUUUAAUAUAUAUUUUUAGAAAAUUAAGAUAAAUUAUGAAUAAUGAAUGGAUCAUGUAUUAGUUUAUAAAAAAGUGUAUGGUAGCCAAAUGUAUAUAGUGUACUGAUUAAUACAUGGUAAUAAUAGGUAUACAUUCUUUAUGCAUUCCAUAACAGCUAUACUUUCACUAUAAUAUUUAAUAAAUAAUUAAUAAUUUGAAGGUUCAUAAAAUGUUACUUUCCACAAAAAAGCAAUGUAAACGAAUCAUCAGUUACAAUGAAUUUAUAUUUUAAUUAAAAUAUAUAAUUAAACCGAAAGAACAGAUUUCUUCCAAAGUAACACAAGCCUGGACUCGGGUGAAUGCUUAUCUACCUCACAAUGUUCCUUUCUGCUAAGCCACGCCCUUGGAUAUUGUUGCUAAGGUCCCACGAAUGGACAUUGUAAAAGCAUAUGCACACACAUACGUUUGCACGACAACAUGUGUACUUGUAAUGCCACGCCUGUGUUCCUGACCCAGUUCCGAUUGGUUAGUUAAGUUCGAUCGACUCAAACACAAAUAAUAUAUUUCCCUACAUUUUGACUCCUACUAAACCUCGGGCUCUGUCUAAUGUUAAGAUUAGUUGACAGAAACAUGAUACGCCUAAAUAUGGUUAUGAUGACAUCACAUCAUGACCAUAUAUAGCCACAUCAUGACUACAGUAUAAUAUCGGCAUACACCAGGUUUUUGUCAAACAAAAUUUUAUCAAAAAUGAAAAUGCCAGACCACAACAUAAUACAUUACUCGCCCUUCUUCGGUCAUGCUCCAAAGGGUUUUUGAUAAAAUGUCUAUAAUAAAUAGGUUAACAUAACAUUUUUAUGAAAUAAAAAAAAGAGUAACAUGUCAAGCUCUAUAUUUUGAAUUUAAUUAAUCCAAUGUAUGUAUAUAAAAAUGAAAAUUUAGGUCCUUAAAAAGUAUUUUUGAAUGUCAUAGCAUAUUAUAUUUCAUAACUAAUAGAUAAUUGUCACAAAAUUUGUUUAGUAAAACGAAAAUCAAUUUAAAUAAUACGGUUCAAUUAAUGCAGUGGCGCUAUAGCUUGCGCUCCCCAUUGAAAAUGUCCGAAGCAAAUGUCCCAACUUAUUCAACCUAGCGCCCCAUUGAGCCACUCCACCUUCAUGUCCCCACGACUGAUAGAUAUGGCACUUAUGAUCAAUUUAUAUAAUAAUCGUGAUCAUAUGACUAGUGGCAUAGGUAAUCAUAAAGUAUACUUAAAUAUCCAGAGAACUUUAUUUGUGUGGUUGGCACCUUGCUAUCCUGUAUAUUUAUUAUUUAACUUUCUUAAUGUACCAAAGCUGUGCCUCAAUUAAUGUAGAGCACCACAAUUUUCUUUUAAGUAGUUUUAAGUGUUUUUUUUUAAUUAAUUUUAGAAAGUUUCACAAUUGUAUAGAAUAGUUAGUCAGUGAUACUGUCUGUAAUGUAGGAAACUUUAAUUGAGUUAAUUUUUUAGUCAUUUUACAUUUACAAACUUUAUGUUCCAGAUUGUUAUUGCUGUUUUGUUUUGAGCUUAAGUUUCUCUGAAAAGCAUAUAUCAUUCUACAAUUUCUACCAAUUGCAGCUGCACCAUGUUGUUUGAUCAUAUAAGGAAAUAUUGUUUAUAUUAUAAGGUAUCUUGUAUAAGGUUGGUAUAAUAAUGUACGAAGAGACUAGGGUAGUGAAUGCGAUUCUCAAUAAACGUACUUUGAAAUGUUU
This is a messenger RNA of Anneissia japonica, 4922 nucleotides long. Its product is annotated as ergothioneine biosynthesis protein 1-like. The transcript has 19 exons. Bases 178 to 2523 code for a protein of 781 amino acids. NCBI's taxonomy places the organism in Eukaryota, Metazoa, Echinodermata, Crinoidea, Comatulida, Comatulidae. The record is from RefSeq and is a predicted model, not a curated record.